CUUUAUUUCUUUCUACUGGUAUUUCCUUUCCUUAUUAAUUUAAAAUGGUUAUAAGUUAAACCAAAAUUAAGUUACACGAUUUUCUUUUCAUGAGUAUUAUUUUAGGUCCCAUUUCCUUUUUACUUGAACUCAAAUUUAGUUCUCAAGGUCAUUCAAAAAUAAAUUGUCUGUCACACUCACAAUUAUUAAUUAAUUGUUAAGAGAAACGUUAUAUUUUUACCGUGGAAAACAAUAGGUUAUUUUGUUCAAUUUUCAUCCUACCCUAAGUUUAAUGUUUCUUUGAGUUUAAUGUUCAAAGGUAGCAUAUUUUUGUUAAAGCUUAAGUUAACUUAUAUGGCCAAAUUAGCCCCAACUGAAUACAAUGAAGUUAAAUAUUCCACAUUGAUACUGCAAAUUCAAUUGAUAAGAAAAAAGGUGCUAGGCCUAACUUACCCUAUAAGGAAAUAUAAGGCCUUCCAGCAAAGUUUGCCACAGGACAUGUUUAAAUUUUAUCAUUUAGAUCCUUAUAAUGGAAUGUAAGGCAGAACCGGGCUGUUUUGACAACUUUUGUAGGAUAUGCAGCUGCCAAAAUGAAAAAGGGAAACUUACCUACAUUUUUGAAAAUGAUUAUUUGUUGGAGAAAAUCACUUCAUUUCUACCUAUAACUAUCCACCAAAACGAUGAAUUGCCUCAUCAUGUAUGUGGGAAAUGCCUAAAUGGAAUUGAAAGCUGUUUUGAUCUCAUUAAAAGAGCCCAGUCUUCUGAAAAGUUCUUUUUCAAUCGUCUGAAGAAUGCAGUAGAUGUAAAAAUAAAGACCGAAGAAGGGAUUGAAGAGUAUCCUACAGAAAAUAAUGGAUCUCGAAGCAUAGAGCUGGACGGGACUUUCAGUUGCGACCUGUGUGACGCUAGGCUGCCAGAUGCGGAGGAACUGGAUAAACACAUACAAAACAACCACAUUAAUGCUCAAGCGCCUCCAAACACAGAGUUUACCAUUCGCAAGAUCUGCUCCUUGUGUGGUGAGCUGUUUGAGUCGGAUGAGAUAUACAUGCUACAUAAGUGUGAGAGUACGCCUAGCUGUCCUCAAUGCAACAAGACCAUGUCUACCAAGUGUCUGCUCAACCGUCACAUCAAUAACUUUUGCAAACAACUCUUCUUCUGUCCCCACUGCUAUAAGAAAUUCACGUCGAAACUUCCAUUCAUGAAGCAUAUGCAGGCUCACUCCGGAUUGAAAAUAGAAAAUGAUUGUUUGGCUUGUGAGCAGAAGGUCCACGGAAAUGGGGAAGCCACAGAGCACACUUGUGACAAAGGAUUUAGUAACAGCUCGGCUGGGAAAAGGUAUAAGUGCUACAUAUGUGGACAAGCUUACAAGCGCCAGAUAAACUUGGCCAAGCAUUGUCAACAACACCAGCCAAAGACAGACUGGACCUUCAAAUGCUCCAAGUGUAAUGAUGUUUUUGAAAAAGAAAAAUCUCUCCAUGCUCACUAUGAAAAGGUUCACAAAAUGUCGAAAACAUGGAUCUGUCGGUAUUGCGGAAAGUCUAUGUCCACCAAACUGAGUGUUCAGAUUCACGAGAGGAUCCACACCAAUGUGAAGCCUUAUGUUUGUGAAUGGUGCGGAAAUGCCUUUAGGUCGAAAGCAAAUCUUAUUCAACAUCAUGCUAAGCAUACUGGGGUUCGCAAACACACGUGUCCUGUUUGUGGCAAGAUGUUUUCUCGUACGUUUUUCCUUAAGACACAUAUGAGAACGCACACGGGCGAGAGGCCGUAUCAGUGCGAUGUGUGCGAACAGAGAUUCACGCAAGUGGGAGAUAUGCGGAGGCAUCGGAGGAGGCACGAGGCGCAGUCACAGGCGCGACAACCACCGCCACAACCAGCGCAGGUGCAACCCACGGUCAUCAUUGUUAGGAGAGGCUCACCUGGGGAUAGAAUCUUCCUAUAGUCACAUACAGUGCCACCGUCACAGACAAUGCAGACAACAAAUGUACGAGAAGUGUGAAUGUGUUUUAUCAGAGCUGGAGGCUGAAUCCACUGUGCGUCAACUGAAAGGGUGUUCAGGGGUUUUAGGAGAAAAGUAGUUCACUUUUAGCUUAAGUGGAUGAUUCUCAGAAAGUCAAUAGGAAACUACAUAAUCUGAAAUUUAAACACAUUUAAUGACUUUUAAUUUUUAAAUUUAAAAAUAAAACUAAUGAAUAACACUGUGUGUUUUAAUACUUUAACGUUUUUACUGUAAUGUAGUGUUUGGGUCAUUUUAAUAUGUUUUUAUUUUUUAUAUUUACCUGAUUUUAAUGUUUCAAAAAGAGUUUUAUGAAUGCGAAGAUGCUUUGUAGUUUUAUAGUUGCUUAUGCGAGAUAUUCCUCCUGAAAUUACUUGAUUGUAUUACAUAUAUUUAUUUCAUUCUGGAUAGUAUACUGGAUGAAUACUUCUUAU
Macrosteles quadrilineatus (aster leafhopper) is the source of this 2406-nucleotide messenger RNA. RefSeq names its product zinc finger protein OZF-like. Lineage: Eukaryota; Metazoa; Arthropoda; Insecta; Hemiptera; Cicadellidae. The record is from RefSeq and is a predicted model, not a curated record. Gene Ontology annotation, molecular function: zinc ion binding; RNA polymerase II transcription regulatory region sequence-specific DNA binding; DNA-binding transcription factor activity, RNA polymerase II-specific. The transcript has 11 exons. The coding region runs from base 509 to 1918 and encodes 469 amino acids. Gene Ontology annotation, cellular component: nucleus. Gene Ontology annotation, biological process: regulation of transcription by RNA polymerase II.